Vollenhovia emeryi is the source of this 2840-nucleotide messenger RNA. It is a transcript of the gene Hsp90, whose product is annotated as heat shock protein 83. Lineage: Eukaryota; Metazoa; Arthropoda; Insecta; Hymenoptera; Formicidae. Gene Ontology annotation, molecular function: ATP binding; disordered domain specific binding; ATP-dependent protein folding chaperone. The record is from RefSeq and is a predicted model, not a curated record. Gene Ontology annotation, biological process: cellular response to heat; protein stabilization; protein folding. The transcript has 3 exons. Gene Ontology annotation, cellular component: protein-containing complex; plasma membrane; perinuclear region of cytoplasm. The coding region runs from base 182 to 2350 and encodes 722 amino acids.
CCCGACGCCGAGCGCCACCGCCGGACACUCGCUGUCGUGAUCUCGUGUCGGACGGACCGUCGCUUGUCGCUGAGCCCGUUUUCUCUGUGUGCGUGCGCGUCGCGUGUUUCUUCAUCGUCGUCUCGCGAGUUCGUGCGUUCGGCGGUUCUUUUACUCAGACCGAGGUUAAUAUCCUGCGAAAAUGCCGGAGGACGUGAGCAUGGAUGAGGGCCAGGUGGAGACCUUCGCCUUCCAGGCGGAGAUCGCGCAGUUGAUGAGCCUGAUCAUAAACACCUUCUACUCGAACAAGGAGAUCUUCAUCCGAGAACUCAUCUCCAACUCGUCUGACGCGUUGGACAAGAUCCGGUACGAGUCCCUCACGGAUCCCUCCAAGCUGGAUACGUGCAAGGAACUGUUCAUCAAGAUCGUCCCGAACAAGAACGACCGCACCCUGACGAUUCUCGACUCUGGUAUCGGCAUGACCAAGGCCGAUCUGGUAAACAACCUGGGUACCAUCGCCAAGUCGGGUACCAAGGCGUUCAUGGAAGCUCUGCAGGCAGGCGCCGACAUCUCCAUGAUUGGGCAGUUCGGCGUGGGUUUCUACUCUGCGUAUCUCGUGGCCGACAGGGUCAUCGUGAUCUCCAAGCACAAUGACGACGAGCAGUACUUGUGGGAGUCCUCCGCCGGUGGGUCGUUCACGGUGCGCCCGGACAACGGCGAGCCGAUCGGACGGGGCACCAAAAUCAUCCUGCACAUCAAGGAGGAUCAAACCGAGUACCUGGAGGAGUCGAAGAUCAAGGAUAUCGUGAAGAAGCACUCGCAGUUCAUCGGCUAUCCCAUUAAGCUCGUCGUCGAGAAGGAGCGCGACAAGGAACUGAGCGAGGACGAGGAGGAGGAGCCCGCGAAGGAGGACGAGAAGACGGAGGACGAGAAGCCCAAGAUCGAGGACGUUGGCGAGGACGAGGAGGAGGAUAAGCCCAAGGAGGAGAAAAAGAAGAAGAAGAAGACCAUCAAGGAAAAGUACACCGAGGACGAGGAAUUGAACAAGACGAAACCGAUCUGGACGAGAAAUCCGGACGACAUCACGCAGGAGGAGUACGGCGAGUUCUACAAGAGCUUGACCAACGACUGGGAGGAUCAUUUGGCUGUGAAACACUUCUCCGUGGAGGGACAGUUGGAGUUUAGAGCGCUGCUCUUUAUCCCGCGUCGCGCGCCCUUCGACCUGUUCGAGAACAAAAAAAGGAAGAACAAUAUCAAAUUGUACGUGCGCCGCGUCUUCAUCAUGGACAAUUGCGAGGACCUGAUCCCCGAGUAUCUCAACUUCAUCAAGGGUGUCGUGGACAGCGAGGAUCUGCCUCUCAACAUCUCUCGCGAGAUGUUGCAGCAGAACAAGAUUCUGAAGGUCAUCAGGAAGAACCUCGUCAAGAAGUGCCUGGAACUCUUCGAGGAAUUGUCGGAGGACAAGGAGAACUACAAGAAGUGUUACGAACAAUUUAGCAAGAAUCUCAAAUUGGGCAUCCACGAGGACAGCCAGAACAGGAAGAAGCUCUCUGAGUUGCUGCGCUACCACACUUCCGCGUCUGGCGACGAGAUGUGCUCGCUCAAGGAUUACGUUGGCAGGAUAAAGGAGAACCAGAAGCACGUCUACUACAUUACUGGCGAGAGCAGGGAGCAGGUAGCCAACAGCUCGUUCGUGGAGCGCGUAAAGAAGCGCGGCUUCGAGGUCGUGUACAUGACCGAGCCCAUCGACGAGUACGUCGUCCAGCAGCUCAAGGAAUUCGACGGAAAGCAGCUGGUGUCUGUUACGAAGGAGGGUCUGGAAUUGCCGGAGGACGAUGAGGAGAAGAAGAAGCGCGAGGAGGACAAGACCAAGUUCGAGAGUCUCUGCAAAGUUAUGAAGGACAUUCUGGACAAGAAGGUUGAAAAGGUCGUGGUGUCCAACAGGCUGGUCGACUCCCCCUGCUGCAUCGUCACGUCGCAGUACGGUUGGACGGCCAACAUGGAGAGGAUCAUGAAGGCACAGGCGCUUCGUGACACGUCCACCAUGGGUUACAUGGCUGCCAAGAAACACCUCGAGAUCAAUCCCGAUCAUCCCAUCAUGGAGAACCUGAGGCAGAAGGCUGAGGCCGACAAGCACGACAAGUCGGUCAAGGAUCUAGUCAUGUUGCUCUUCGAAACUGCUCUUCUAUCAUCCGGCUUCGCGCUCGAGGACCCACAGGUGCACGCGUCCAGAAUAUAUAGGAUGAUCAAGCUCGGCCUGGGCUUCGACGACGAGGAAACGUCGAACGCCGAGGACGAGAAAAUGGACAUGGAAGUGCCGACGUUGGAGGGCGACUCUGAAGAGGCGUCGAGAAUGGAGGAAGUAGACUAAGCUGCGAAUUAAACCAUUUACGAUAAGACUUUGCCGAAUACAUUGUUACAAUAGGUCUCGAAUCCAAAGACUUGUUUCUUAGAGCCGUGAAAAGCGUGUAAGAGACUGUUUUCUUUUUAAUUUUCGCGCUUGGGCGCUCCAUGUUCUUAUAUCGUUUUAGUGCCGGCUGAAUUCAAUGUUAACGGUCGCUGGAGACGCGCUGAUUUCUGUAUCAACACUACAGAGUAUCUCGAAUUGUCGUCGCAUGUACUCUUAAUUCUGUCGACGAGGAGAGUACCGCGCGACACAUUUCAUUUCAUUUAAACUUUCAUUAGGUUACAUUUUAUAUUUUCGUCUUCUUUUUCAUCUUGCAUUAACAUUUCUCGUUUUGUACUUUUGCGUUCACAUUUAUGUUCACACUUGCGUCAUUCCAUCAUCGAAUGUCUUAAAUUAAUUGUAGAAUAAAGAUGUAAACAUUGUGCGCAAUAAAAUAAAAGGAAUCGUACUUAAA